AUGCGUAAAAAAAAAGUAAUUAAACCUCACGAAAUCAAGCCUGACCCAAAAUUCGCUUCGGUUAUCGUUAGUCGCCUGACUAAUAAGAUAAUGAAAGAUGGAAAAAAAAGGAAAGCCCGAGCAAUUGUUUACAAAGCCGCGGUAAUUGUGGAAAAAAAAACUUCUUUGCUCUUUCUAUCUGUUUUAGAAGGAGCCUUGGCGAAUGUUAGGCCAGCCAUUGAAAUGAAAAGCCGCCGAAUGGGUGCUUCGAAACAACGGGUUCCUAAAGAAAUCAAUGAGGCUCGGUCAAUGAAAAUAGCCUUGCGGUGGAUAGUCAAGGGAGCCGAAGAAAAAAAAUCUACUAAUCCGAUGUAUGAAAAUUUGGCGGAGGAAAUCAGUAAUGCUUAUAAUAAGUCCGGGGAAGCUUUCAAGAAAAAAGAAAAUCUCUACAAAGAAGCCGAAUCAGAAAAAAAUAAUCAGUGGUAUAUCCUGUCGGUACGAGGUGGACGGGAAGAGAAAGUUAUUGAAAAAAUUAAAUCAGAAUUAGAGAAAAAAGGUUGGAGUAAUUGUAUUCGUGAGUUUAAAGUGGUUAGUGAUAACCACAAAAAAAAUAUUUUAAAAGGUUAUAUUCUUUGUCAUGGCUACUUGACUUCGGAAUUAAUCCGUUUUUUUUACCAAAUACCAGAAGUAAUUGGUUUUCUAAACCACCAGCGGGGUGAUGACAAAUUGCCCGACCCUGUUUCCGAAAGGGUAGUUAAAGACUUCUUAACCAAGAUGAAAGAAAAAAAAGAAAUUAAAACCAACCAUUAUGAGAAAGUUGAUUUAAAUAUUGGCGACUUAGUGAAAAUUACUUCCGGAACCUUUAUUAAUCGAGAGGGGCGAAUUGCUCAACUUGACAAAAAAAAACAGAAGGCUAAAAUUGUCAUUGAGUCCUCCGG
Messenger RNA from Ambispora leptoticha, 917 nucleotides. NCBI's taxonomy places the organism in Eukaryota, Fungi, Glomeromycota, Glomeromycetes, Archaeosporales, Ambisporaceae. The record is from the annotation of a GenBank genome assembly.